Cryptococcus deneoformans JEC21 is the source of this 1999-nucleotide messenger RNA. RefSeq lists its product as hypothetical. Lineage: Eukaryota; Fungi; Basidiomycota; Tremellomycetes; Tremellales; Cryptococcaceae. The transcript has 4 exons. The coding region runs from base 72 to 419 and encodes 115 amino acids. The record is from RefSeq and is a predicted model, not a curated record.
UCCGUAUUUGUUAUCCUAUUUUUCUAUCUAUUUUUCUAUUACGUCGAGACGGGAAGUUCAAACCAUUUGAUAUGGACCUCUCAUAUAAUGUCGUAGCUGCCAACUGUGCUACGCAGAUGGCCAAGUACCAAGAGUGUGUUUUAAAGAACCAGGCUGGUGACUGGAAUCAAAUAUGUCGACCUGAAGGUCGUGCUCUCGCUGCUUGUGCCGACGCUGCUGUUCCGCACCUUGCUGAACUCAAAGCUUCUUGCGCGGAGCAGAUAGCUACCUAUCGACAAUGUCUUGAAAAGCACUCCUCUCAACCCGACGAGGUUAUCUCAAAGAACUGCGGUGGAUUGAUGAAGACGCUAUGGGAGUGCACCGAAAAGACUGUCGCUGACAUUGAGAAGCGCGAAGCUGGGGAGAAGAAGUUGAUCUAGAAGCAAACGUAUGCGUGGUCACUGUUUUGGGAGAAUGGAGAAGGCCUAUCGCAUCAGUCUUGUCUGCAUGAGAUUGCAUAUCGCAUCAAACUUAUGGCCAACUCCUUGCUCUCGAUGUGUUCGAAAUCUUCUCGAAUAUGUCGGCUUGGAAUCCCGUCUUAUCAGAACAAAAACGACAUCAAAACUCUCAGCAAUAAUCGAUGGCUGCUUAAUCCGGGAUUAUCCGGAUAACGACCCCAUUGUCUUCCUUCACCUCGUCUCAAAGGAUUGUCAUCGCAUCCAUUCAACCAAACUACUCAUCGCCGAACUAACGAACGCUUACGACAUCUGAACCUCCAUGUAAGCGAGACCACUUGUCUAUGGAGGGCGGCCACUUCUUCUCUUCAUGCCUCAACAUCCGUCCGCUUCAUUGACUAUUUUAUCACAACUAAUAAUCCUGUUUCAUCCUUUCCGAUGACCGUCCUGCGCUCUCGAGCUCAGAUAUGUUUCACAUCUGGUCCCCACAUUCGUCAGCGAUAUACAUAGGCGGUAGGGGCAUCUUCGUACCACGAUCCGUGACUUGAGAGUAAAAAGCAAGCCCCUUUCUUGGUAGCCUCUACGUUUACCUUGAUGGCGUGAUACGAAUGAUAUCCGGUCGACUUAUCGUGAGAUGGUUGCAUAUAAAGAGCAGCAGGCCGGAUUGUUAACUGUUAAAAAAUUAUGAGACUCGCCACCAGUAUUUCACUCGAACUGUCAAGAAGAUUUGCAACAACCACUCGCAUACGCAACCUACGCACCUGAAUGUUCUCAGAUAACUUUUAUCCUUCGCCACCAUUAACAACUAUGCAGAAUGACCCUCCAAUUUUGGACCCGCUCGCCACAAAAAUGUCGAGCCUCAACUGAAAACCUCAAAAAUUGUCGCCGAUUAUCUCCUGAAAAGCGACUGGACUGCUUGAUAAAGACCAUUUCCUCAGUACUCGCUGCAUACUCAAAGGUGCCAACAGCUUCAUCCCUCCAUAUUUCCGUCCUCACGGGGUUUUAUCAGCGAGCAACAACGCUGUCUCCGUCAGUAGCGCAAUACCACCCUUUGCCGCCGGGCCGACAAUUCUUCGGUCGGUCCCCCUCACUUAUUUCGCUAUCAUCCCUUUCUCUCUUCCAGAACCAUCUGCACAGUGGCAGCCCAUCUACAUCGCAUUCAUGCGUCAACACCCUUACGAGCCUGCAACAUGGUAGUAGUUCCUCUGCGGGGUCUACUGCAACAGAUUGCUCUUUGAUGGGGGAAGAGGUCGUUGCGCUGGAGAAGGAUUGGUGGUCCAAUGAGGUUGUUGUUGCGUAGUAUGGUCCGCGACCUGAGAUCCGUCCUCCGAAGGGAGAGUAUUCGAGGAAGAGAGGUGGGCGAGGAAAAAGCGGAACGAAAUUUGUGCAUUUUGAGAAGACACGCAAGAUUGAGAAGGACGUGGAACACGUCGGUUGGGGAGAUGAGUAAAUUAACCGUUUUAGACCUAGUCCCCUUGUAAUUUUCAGUAAUUUUUAGCGUUCCGAAAUACUUAAACCAUUGACUUGUACUAUUGAACUCUAUAACCCUAUCAAUGCAGUACUAU